This is a messenger RNA of Mesitornis unicolor (brown roatelo), 883 nucleotides long. Its product is annotated as gephyrin. Gene Ontology annotation, molecular function: molybdopterin molybdotransferase activity. Gene Ontology annotation, biological process: Mo-molybdopterin cofactor biosynthetic process; establishment of synaptic specificity at neuromuscular junction; gamma-aminobutyric acid receptor clustering. The transcript has 9 exons. NCBI's taxonomy places the organism in Eukaryota, Metazoa, Chordata, Aves, Mesitornithiformes, Mesitornithidae. Gene Ontology annotation, cellular component: postsynaptic specialization; dendrite; cytoplasm. The record is from RefSeq and is a predicted model, not a curated record. The annotation marks the transcript as partial.
CCAACUCAGACUGUGAUGCCUGGUCAGGUAAUGCGAGUUACCACUGGUGCUCCAAUUCCGUGUGGUGCUGAUGCAGUGGUGCAAGUGGAAGACACAGAGCUCAUCAGGGAAUCAGAUGAUGGCACUGAAGAACUAGAGGUUCGAAUCCUGGUGCAGGCUCGACCAGGCCAAGAUAUCAGACCUAUAGGACAUGACAUUAAACGAGGUGAAUGUGUGCUGGCUAAAGGAACUCACAUGGGUCCAUCUGAGAUUGGUCUCUUAGCAACUGUUGGUGUAACCGAAGUAGAGGUUAACAAGUUUCCAGUGGUUGCAGUCAUGUCAACAGGGAAUGAGCUACUGAAUCCUGAAGAUGACCUCUUGCCAGGAAAGAUUCGGGACAGUAACCGUUCAACUCUCCUAGCUACAAUUCAGGAACAUGGCUAUCCAACAAUCAACUUGGGAAUUGUGGGAGAUAACCCAGAUGAUUUACUGAAUGCACUGAAUGAGGGUAUCAGCCGUGCUGAUGUGAUCAUUACAUCAGGAGGUGUAUCUAUGGGGGAAAAGGACUAUCUUAAACAGGUGCUGGAUAUUGAUCUUCAUGCACAGAUUCACUUUGGCAGAGUUUUUAUGAAACCGGGCCUGCCAACAACUUUUGCAACUCUGGAUAUUGAUGGUGUACGAAAAAUAAUCUUUGCGCUGCCAGGCAACCCUGUGUCAGCUGUUGUCACCUGCAAUCUCUUUGUUGUUCCCGCACUGAGGAAAAUGCAGGGUAUCCUGGAUCCUCGACCCACCAUCAUCAAAGCCAGGUUAUCAUGUGAUGUAAAAUUGGACCCCCGUCCAGAGUAUCACCGGUGCAUACUGACUUGGCAUCAUCAAGAACCACUACCUUGGGCACAGAGUACAG